UAACACAAAAGAACCUGAAAAUUAGUAAACAAAUCAAUCACAUACCGAAAAAGUCUUUUGCUAGAAGAGGUACAGAGGAGAUUCAAAACAAAAAUCAACAAGUUAUGUUAUCAUUUUAUUUUCAUUUUUCAAAAAUGCAAAAAACAAGAGAGUUUUAAUGGUUUGUUGCAAAAGGGAGAUAAGAGAUUAUUUUUUCUGGUUUCUAUAGUUUGGUUUGUGUUCAUUGAAAGAACACUAAGAGUUUUGGUAGAAAAAGAGGAAUGUGGUUGCCAAAGAAUUCAUCAGAGAACAAGGAAGGGGUAAAGGGGUUAAUAGCAGUGGCAAUUGACAAAGAAAAGGGAAGCCAAAAUGCACUCAAAUGGGUUGUUGACAAUCUCCUCACAAGAAAUGCAACUGUAAUUCUCAUCCAUGUCAGGGUUUCGGCACCUUCUCUUCCUUCAUCACCUUCUUUUUUCACCAUAAGGUCAGGGAUAAAUGCUAAUGGCUUAACAAUAUGUAAAGAACCAGAAGCUCAAAACAAAAACAUUUUCCUCCCAUAUCGCGUCUUCUGUACACGCAAAGAUAUACAAUGCAAGGAUGUACUACUAGAAGAUGCAGAUGUGUCAAAAGCGUUGAUUGAAUAUGCUUCGCAGGCAGGAAUUGAGCAUCUGAUUCUUGGCUCUUCAACAAAAACUAGUUUGCUCAAAUUCAAGGUAUCAGAUAUUCCUGGAACAGUGUCAAAAGGGGCACCAGAUUUUUGUACAGUCUAUGUCAUUGGCAAAGGAAAGAUUCAAUCGAUGCGAUCUGCUUCUCGUCCUGCUCCGAACAUUUCCCCUCUACAAGUUAGUCAAACUACUAUCGAACAAGACCAAUCAGACAUAAAUUUGGUGUUGGAGCAAAGUGAAAAAGAACAAGCAAGGAAUUCCUAUGAUGCUGCACAACGCAAAUUGCAAGAUGGAACAGAUUCAUUCAGGUCACCAUUCACUAGGAAAGGUUACAAUACCAAACAAUAUAUGGAAAAUUAUAAGCCAGAUGGUGACAUAUCUUUUGUAAGCUCUGGAAGGUCGAGUACGGACCGCAUGUUGCCUCCAUUGCAUAACAACUCAGAGCCAGGCCCUUGGAUAUCAUGUAGCUCAGAAUCAGAUGUAAACUACAGCUUUGAGUCUAUCAUUCACGGAAGGAUGUCUUUGGAAUCAACCAUCCCUACCGAAUUUACAUCACUCUCAUUUGAUAGCGAAAGGCUUUCAUCUUCUUCGUCACAGGCCGUGGAUGACAUGGAGGCUGAAAUGAGAAGAUUAAAGUUGGAGCUCAAGCAAACAAUGGAAAUGUACAACACAGCAUGUAAAGAAGCACUCACAGCACAACAGAAGGCAGUAGAACUUCAAAAAUGGAAAUUAGAAGAAGAAAGGAGAUUGGAAGAGGCAAGGAUGGCCGAGGAAUCUGCAUUGGCAAUUGCAGAAAAGGAGAAAGAAAAAUCUAAAGCAGCCAUUGAGGCCGCUGAAGCACAAAAAAGGAUAGCAGAACUAGAAGCACAGAAGAGACUUCAUGCAGAGAUGAAAGCAGUUAGAGAAGCAGAAGAGAAAAAAAAAGUAAUGGAUGCUUUAGUAAAUGUAGAUGUCAGGUAUAGAAAGUAUACAAUUGAGGAAAUUGAAGCUGCAACAAAUUUUUUUUCACAAUCCCUCAAGAUUGGAGAAGGAGGAUAUGGUCCAGUUUUUAAGUGCCUUCUGGACCAUACACCUGUUGCAGUCAAGGUUCUACGCCCCGAUGCAGCACAAGGACGAUCGCAGUUUCAACGCGAGGUUGAGGUACUGAGCUGCAUACGGCAUCCAAACAUGGUUCUCCUCUUAGGAGCCUGUCCGGAAUAUGGAUGUCUAGUGUAUGAGUACAUGUCAAAUGGAAGCUUGGAAGAUUGCCUAUUUCGUCGAGGCAACAGUCCUUCACUUUCUUGGCAGCUAAGGUUCAAAAUUGCAGCCGAAAUCGGAACCGGCUUGUUAUUCCUUCACCAAACAAAACCAGAACCUAUAGUACAUAGAGACUUGAAACCAGGAAACAUCUUGCUAGACAGAAACUAUGUAGCCAAAAUUAGUGAUGUUGGUUUGGCAAGACUUGUUCCGCCAUCUGUGGCCGACAGUGUGACGCAAUAUCGCAUGACGGCAACAGCAGGAACAUUCUGUUAUAUAGAUCCUGAGUAUCAGCAAACAGGAAUGUUAGGUGUGAAAUCAGAUGUAUAUUCACUUGGAAUCAUUUUCCUUCAAAUUUUGACAGCAAAAUCACCAAUGGGUUUGGCACAUAACGUUGACAGAGCUAUUGAGAAAGGAACAUUUACUGAGAUGUUGGAUCCUACAGUGACUGAUUGGCCAAUGGAGGAUGUUUUGAGAUUAGCAAAAAUUGCGGUCCAGUGUGCCGAGUUAAGGCGAAGAGAUAGACCUGACCUUGGUAAGGUUGUACUGCCAGAACUUGACAGAUUGAGAGAACUUGCUGAGCAAAAUUCAACAGAUGGUAGUGGCAGUAGCAGCAGCUCUAUAAAUAUGUCCCAUGAGAGACAAGUUUCACUGCUUCUGGAUGAAAGUUGUCCUCUAUUUCCUCACUCUGAGACUGAUGAGAUUAGAAGAAACACACCAAUCAGGUCUGAUGAGAUUAGAAGAAACACAACAAUUGGUUUCUAACAAAGUCAAAACAAGAGAUUCCGUUGACCAAAUAAAUAUGUGCAAUGCGUAAAAAUGUAAAUUACUUAGGUGGAGGAUUCAUUUUGUAGAAUGUUUGAUUCUUUAAUUCUUUCCUGCAUCGAAAGCGUAGCCUUUUUAAAGGUACAACUUCAGGGUCUCAAUGUAUUUGUAUGGAUAUACAUGUAAAUAUGUUUACAUUUCUUUCCUUAUUGAUAAAUUGCAAUAAGAAAAGUUAAUCUAUUACUUGUAGUUUUUAUAAUUAACGACCCUUCAAACUUAGUUCAUCUAAAUUCUUCAUGUAUUUCUCUCUUUGAUGAAAGAUGAGAGAGCACAUUCUACUCUCUCAUAUGUAAAUUGCACAUAAGAGAAUCCAUUGGUGGCUCUUGUGGAAGGAAUUUUAUAACCAGAUUUAUAACUUGUAUUGAUGUGAA
This is a messenger RNA of Medicago truncatula (barrel medic), 3076 nucleotides long. Its product is annotated as U-box domain-containing protein 52. Gene Ontology annotation, molecular function: protein kinase activity; ATP binding. Lineage: Eukaryota; Viridiplantae; Streptophyta; Magnoliopsida; Fabales; Fabaceae. The transcript has 10 exons. The coding region runs from base 261 to 2645 and encodes 794 amino acids. The record is from RefSeq and is a predicted model, not a curated record. Gene Ontology annotation, biological process: protein phosphorylation.